Molecule: messenger RNA, 1257 nt
Organism: Penicillium daleae
Lineage: Eukaryota; Fungi; Ascomycota; Eurotiomycetes; Eurotiales; Aspergillaceae
Exons: 3
Coding region: 1-1257 (418 amino acids)
Source: RefSeq, a predicted model, not a curated record
AUGGCUCUCCAAUUCCGGCCCUCUCAGAUUGGUGGUGAAAAUUUACCACUCCCCUAUACCGCCUCUCCAAUCAGCCUGCUAUGGGAUGACUUCCGUCUCAUCCUUCGCUCCCUUGUGUAUGUCCCUGGGAUUUUCCUCCCGCUGAGACCAUUGCGGUCGAGCGCCCUGGACGAGCUCAGGCUUACGCCUAAGAAUCGUACUAUACUGGUUACCCACGGAGCACUCAUUAUCGGCCAGCUUGGGUUCAUUAUCUCGCUUCCGUUUUGUAUUAUGUUGCCGAUUAUGUCCUUUAUCGUUUAUUUCAUGGGGGUCAUACUGGUAAAUUUUGCGAUCUGCAGCUACCUGAAUGGGUGGAACAGGCUUCUCACCUCCAGGGAAACGGUCAUACCUCCGUCGGCCCCUCAGGAUGAAUACUGGGUCUUUAUUAAUGGGGUGGCUGCUGGGCACCUUUGGCUUCAGGAUAACAUCGACCGACUGGCUCAAGCGUUUGGCCGAAAGGUCGUAGGCGUUCACAAUCCUACCUGGGGAAUCGUGUUUGAUUUGAUCCAGUGUUUGGUCGAGCGCGACUUCACUUAUCCCGUGCAAGAUGUUCGAGAUGCCUACCCAGUGAUCAAACAGGCCCUAUUAGAGGACAAAUAUAAGAAAGUGGUCCUCGUUCUACAUAGCCAAGGAGGCAUCGAGGGUGGGCUAAUUAUCGACUGGCUUCUCGACGAGGUACCGCAGGACCUGCUAGAUCAACUGGAAGUAUACACAUUUGCUAGUGCAGCAAACCACUUCAACAACCCGUACACUCAGGCAUCUCAUCUUAAAUCCGCGCACACCCAAGGAGGGUCAUCCCGGAACAGCAAGGUGAUACGGUACAUCGAACACUAUGCGAAUAGCGACGACUUCGUGAGCCGAUUUGGAGUGCUCAACUUCGCUUAUGUCAGGAACCGGUACAUGGGCCGACUCUUCGUGCAGGAUGCGAGCGGCCACAUGCUCAACCAGCAUUAUCUGGAUACCAUGUUCGCCUCAGAUGCAGAUGGAAGGACGCUAGAUGAAAAUGACUUUAUGGACUCCGAGGUCCGAUUUCCGAUCGAGCAUCUGGGGGAGAGAGGAAACGAGGAGGGAGUUAUAUCCACAAUCCGUUGCAGCCAUGGUAGGUCGGAGGAUGAUAUUCGUGACAACUACGGUUGUGAUAAGCGGCCGAUAAAGGUGAAAGAUCUGAGUCGCUUGUGGUUGUAUAGGAACGGCAUGUCUCCACCAGCAGAGCAAUGA